This is a messenger RNA of Pogona vitticeps (central bearded dragon), 4379 nucleotides long. NCBI's taxonomy places the organism in Eukaryota, Metazoa, Chordata, Lepidosauria, Squamata, Agamidae. The record is from RefSeq and is a predicted model, not a curated record.
GCACUUUCCGGGGCUCGCAGCAUUCCGUUAUAAACAAGGCGGUGGCGCUCUUUUCUUAUUUUCCCCUCUUUCGCUCCACCCCCCCUCCGGCCGCGCCAAAGUGGUUCGUCCCGAAGUCGUUUGGGCGGGCCCACGAGAGUCAGCGGGUGCGCGAAAGGGGUGGGAAGCAGCGGAAGAAGGAGGCGUGGCACCCCUCCGAGCGCGGGGGUGGUGCGGCCCGCGGCCGCGUCUUGAAGCGAGGCGGGCGAGACCAAGAAGGGAGUCCGGGGGGGGAAAAAGAAGAAGCGGGACGGAGGAAGAGAGAAGAGACAGGUUGUACCGAAGGGGAGAGAAAGGGAAGGAGGCCGAAACUGAGAAUAAAAUUAAGCAAGAAAGAGGUGGAGGGAAGCCCUAAGAUGGCGUCGGCCGGACCCGAAUCUGGGGGGAGCAGCAGCAGCGGCGGCGGCGGCGCCACAGGGGCACCAGGAACAGCAACAUUUAAGAAAUCACUGGAGGUGCCGGGUUCCUCUGGCUAUUCAUCACAGACAAUAAAGAAAGGGCACAGGGGGGUGGACUCCACUGGCGAAACCACCUAUAAAAAGACGACGUCCUCCGCCCUGAAAGGAGCCAUCCAGCUUGGGAUCACCCACACGGUGGGGAGCCUGAGCACCAAGCCUGAGCGAGAUGUCCUCAUGCAAGAUUUCUAUGUGGUAGAAAGCAUCUUUUUCCCAGGUGAAGGCAGCAACUUGACACCGGCCCAUCACUACAAUGACUUCCGCUUCAAGACGUACGCCCCAGUGGCCUUCCGCUAUUUCCGGGAACUGUUUGGGAUCCGACCGGAUGACUACCUGUGUUCCCUCUGCAGUGAGCCCCUCAUCGAGCUGUCCAACUCGGGGGCCAGUGGCUCCAUCUUCUACGUCUCUAGCGACGACGAGUUUAUCAUCAAAACGGUUCAGCACAAAGAAGCCGAAUUUUUGCAGAAACUGCUGCCUGGUUAUUACAUGAACUUGAACCAAAACCCUCGAACGCUCUUGCCCAAGUUCUACGGCCUCUACUGCGUCCAAGCGGGAGGCAAGAACAUCCGGAUCGUGGUGAUGAACAACCUGCUGCCCCGCUCGGUCCGCAUGCACCUGAAGUACGACCUCAAGGGCUCGACCUACAAGCGCCGGGCCUCGCCGAAGGAGCGCGAAAAGGUCUUCCCGACCUACAAGGACCUGGACUUCAUGCAGGACAUUUCUGACGGCCUCUUCCUGGAUGCCGACAUGUACAAUGCCUUGUGCAAGACCUUGCAGAGGGACUGCUUGGUGUUGCAGAGUUUCAAAAUCAUGGAUUACAGCUUGCUGGUGGCGAUCCACAAUCUGGACCAGGCUCAGCGGGAGCGCGCCGUGGUGGAUGGGGCCUCCCAGGCGGACACCCGGCGGCCAGCGGCCCAGAAGGCCCUCUACUCGACCGCCAUGGAGUCCAUCCAGGGGGAGGCCCGGCGAGGGGGAACCAUCGAGACGGACGACCAGAUGGGGGGGAUCCCAGCACGGAACGCCAAGGGGGAGCGGCUUCUCUUGUACGUGGGGAUCAUCGACGUCCUCCAGUCGUACAGGUUCAUUAAGAAGCUGGAGCAUUCAUGGAAAGCGCUUGUUCACGACGGGGACACGGUGUCGGUUCACAGGCCCAGCUUCUACGCCGAAAGGUUCCAGCGAUUCAUGUGCAACAUGGUCUUUAAGAAGAUUCCUUUAAAAUCUUCUCCUUCAAAAAAGAGCCGGUCUGGGGCAGGACCUCCUCGACGGUCGUGCCAAGGCGGAGCCCCAUCCCAGGCGCAAGGGCUGUGCGAAACCAAAGUGCAGGUCACCAUGGAGGCAGACGUGGAGCCGGGUUCCCAGCUGGGCCGCCCUGACCUCCUGCCCCGGACUCCCCCCGCCGAGGAAGCCAACAGUGACUCGGCUGCCACCACCUUGUCCACCUCUUCCCUGGGGAGCAGGGGCCACAAUUCACCAGCCAACAGUGCUUCACCAGGACCCUCCGUGCCCGAACGGCCAUCUGAGCUGACUGAACAGUUUGAAGAACUGCCCGAGACAGAGAUCAGCUUUUGAAAUUAUCAGAGGGGACGGAUUUUUCUCCUUGUGUGGACAGGAUCAGAAGGCCUUUUUUCUGCACCUUGCGUGGUCUGUGGAGUGAUGAUGGACCUUCCGCUUUUCUAGACCAUCAGCAAGACCUAGAACUAACUCCAACACCCUCACGAUAAACGGACCGGAAGGCUGGGCCGCCGCCCCCCCACCCCACCCUGCUGGUUCUGUGGCGCUGCUGCUGCCAGCGACGUACCAUUUCCCGGAGCACGUUGGCUCUCUGGAAGAUCCCCAGUAGUUUUGAGGCUGUGGUCGAAGAAGGGCUUCUUCUGCCUUGGGGCGGAGGGCUUGGACAGGCCACGGGCCAGGAAGGGACCGGCGCCCUUCCACGUGGCCAGGUGGCACCCAAAGGAGAGCCGGGCCUUCCAAGCUGAGGCCACCGCUCUCUCUGCCUUCUGGUUGUCCUGCAGGAAACACUGGGGUCUCUGCCGACAUUGCCCUGCCUGGGAAGAGUUUGCCAAAGGUGAACAUUGUCUUUCAUUCUCUUCUUUGCUGUCUGAAACCUAUUUAAAGUGUCUGGUUUCCCUCCCCCCCUUUAUUGCUGGAUCAAGGUUUCCCUUUUGAGUAAGUGGUUUUUGGUCAGGACCUGUCUGGAACGCUUUUAGGGAAUUGGGGGGGGGGGCAGAAUAAUAGUCAGGGAGGGUGAUCCUAAAAAAACCCAGUGCCCGACCUCCCUUCUCUCCUUAGAUGGCCACCCACUUGAGGUGACACAAGGGCCUCACCCCCCCCUUCCAAAACACAGGGUGCUUUAUCUCCAGCUGGGUGUUGAUGGAGCCAUUUCAAGUACAUGGGACCAAACGUUUAUCUCCCACACCCUUUGUGGAGAGGGGUGAGCAGAGGACACUUUUUUCUUUCUCAGUAUUAAGCCCUUUCAAGGGCUCGGACUUAUAAAGCCUUCUGGAAACUCCUGUUUUCUAAUUAUUUUAAAGAAACAGUUCCACUCCAAUCCUGUGAAUUCCCCCCCUCCCCGGGAAUCAUUUUGCUCUUUAUAUAAAAAAAUGGCCAACCCAUUUUUGCUGCUGCUGCUUAAUCCAGUGGCCAUUAAAAUUUCUUUUUAACCGUUUUAGCAGUUGGGAUGCUGUUGGGUUUUGAAUACUUCAUUUGAGGGAGGAAGAGCCAUCCAAUCCUCUGCGUCGCCUUGAGGAAGAGGCUCCUGGACUAUUUGGGAUAGGCAUUCUGCAGGGGAAGAGGGGAGAGAGAAAGGCCUAGAUCUAUUUUUUUUGGGGGGGGGUUGAAAUAAAAAAAAUGAAAUCUAUCCCUGUCACCCCUUAAAAACAGUGUGUUUCUCCCUCGCUUGGCUUUUCCGUGACCUAGUGCUACUGGGGGUUACAACGGGCCAUAGUUCAACUCAAGGAUUUCAUGGCAACGUGUGGCCACAAAAUCCCACCGUAGUCAGCGCACCAGCGGGGAUUUUAGCGCUGAAAAUGGAAGGAGGAACGAUGGGAUGGGAGAGAGUCCUCCUCAAGGUAAAACACCUGCCUUUCCCCCUUAGCUGAGUGAACUCCAAUUCUCUGAGUUAUAUUCAAGUAACUGUCUAUAUUAGACACUCAAGAACUCUUCGGGUAUAUCCUCACAAUUCUCUAUUUUUAUUGUACCUGGAGGAAAGGACGCAAGUUUCUUGGUUUGGCUUUUGUUAAUUUUUAUUCAAAAUGUUACUAUUUAUGAACUUGUAUUUAAGUGUAUUAUCUUCCUGACCCCAUCCCUUGUGGGGGGGGGAGCAGAGAAAAUUAGCUCUGCAAGAGGGUGGGGAAGAGAACAGACUCCCACCCUCCCUUUUUCUAUAGCAUAUCAUUAGAGGUGUUUGCUUUGAACAAUGUUAAGAAAAAUGGGAAGUGAAGAGAGUUUAUUUUUUAAAAGAAGCCAGCCUCCCCAUUAGGCUGUCCAGAGGUCAGCUCAGCCUCAUGAAGAAAACUCUGCUGGACCCGAACUCUGGAACCAGCUGCUCCUUUGACGUGGCGCCCGAUGGAUGGCCAGAGGCGUGGGAACCGGAAGGCGCCCAGCAGGAUCCCUGCCUCGUUCCUGGCACCGAGGGGUGGGAAUUCCCAAACAUCAUAUCCAUCUCAACGUGCUGUGUCGUGAAUUUGUUUUCACUCUGGACCCUUGUAUUGUUUUUUUUAAAAAUAGUACUAUUUGGAAGACUAAUGGCUGCCUGUUUAAAUGGACACUGAAUUCCCUGCCAGAAAAACACGCCUUCCUUUUCCAUCGGCCUCCUCUGUUCCUAGAAGGGGACAUCAACCUGCCAUGUGCCACUCAGCUCAAUAAAGCUAUCUUCAUUUCUUUUUC